Labeo rohita (rohu) is the source of this 4883-nucleotide messenger RNA. Its product is annotated as paternally-expressed gene 3 protein-like. The transcript has 4 exons. The record is from RefSeq and is a predicted model, not a curated record. The coding region runs from base 125 to 4801 and encodes 1558 amino acids. NCBI's taxonomy places the organism in Eukaryota, Metazoa, Chordata, Actinopteri, Cypriniformes, Cyprinidae.
AUCUAGUAAACUGUGACUGUUAGAGGCAAGGACUAUAUAAAGUUGGGUUGGUUAAAAGCUUUUGUUUUUUUUUUCUUUUUCUUGUAGUUGUGCUAAGAGUUGAUUAUGGUAGUUUUGGCUUGAUAUGGGUACUACUACAAUGAGCAUUUUAAGUUUUUCUUUAGCAGUAAUUUUAAGCCUUGGUGUUCAUCACAGUAUUGCAACUGUUGAUGGCUAUAGUUCUGUCAGCAAUGGAGGCAGUCCUGGAUAUUAUAACCCAAAGGAUGGUCAACCCAUACAGGAUGUUAAACUACAAAGUUUUUACACCUGGUUUGGCCCAGGAGAUGUAGCAGGACCAAUCAGGCCACUGGGUUCUAGGAAUAUGAUCUCUAGUGCUGCAGUUAAGGGAGGCUAUGAUACUGGAAGCUACAGUUCUCAGCCUGGCUAUUCAGGUGGUCCAGUGACCAGUGGAAGUUCUGGUUUGGACACAGGAAACCAGCUUCAGGGCUCUCAACUUGCUUCAGCUGGAAGUGGUAGUCUUGUUCCUGGCUCUAUGGGUAGUGCAGUAGGCAUGGGCAUGUCAGAAUAUGGUUUAAGCCAGUCAGUUAGUGUUCAAGGCUCUGACACCAUCCAUUCUUCCCUGGUCUCGGUGCCGUUGCAGCAAAGCAGUAAUUCUGUUCUUAAGCCAGUGCAGCUAACUUCCCAAAUUCCUCUGCAGACCAGCAAUGACUCCAUGGCAAGACCUGGCAGUCAACAGCUAGUGCAGACAAUCUCCCAGUCCAUCAGUCGGCAACCAGCCCAAACUAGCUCUGGAGCCAUGGCCCAGUCUAGCACCCUGCAGUUGAUCCAGUCCAGUGGCCAACAAUUAGCACAGGCCAGCUCCCAGUCUACAGGGCAGUCAAGUGGACUGCCCCUUAAGCUUUCUUCAGGUUCCAGGCCAGUUCAGAAUCCAAGCUUUGGCUUGUUUAAGCCUUUGUCCCCCAAAAAUGAAUCCAGGUCACAGCCUAGAUACCAAAUAGUGCAACACCACAGGGAGUCGAGCAGCCCUCAGCUAGCUCAGGCUAGCUAUGCACUUGUAAGUCAGUCAUUCAGCCAGCAAGCAGCCCAGUCCAGUGGCCAGCAAGCAGUACAAACUAGCUAUGAAACUGUAGCUCAACCAAGCAGCCAGCAACUAGCACAGGCCAUCCAGCCAAGCAGUGAACAGCCAGCACAAGCCAGCUUUCACUCUGUGGCCCAGGUCAGUAGCCAACAACUACCACAGGCCAGCUACCAGCAAAUUCCACAAGCCCAACAAAUUGUGGUUCAGCCCCAUAGCCAACAACUAGAACAGACUAGCUCUCAGUCUGUGGCCCAGCCCAGCAGCCAACUAGCACAAGCCAGCUACCAAUCUGUCACCCAGCCCAGCAGCCAGCAACUUCCACAAGCCAUUGACUUGUCUGUUCAGUCCAGCAACCAACAACUAGCACAGGCCAGCAGUCAGCAGUUCCCACAGGCCACUGACUUCUCUGUGGUUCAGCCCAGCAGCCAGCAACUAGCUCAAACCAGCUCUCAGCCUUUGUCUCAGCCCAGUGGACUACAAGAAGUGCAGACCAGCUAUGUAUCUGUGGCUCAGCCCAGCAGCCAGCAACAUCCUCAGGCAACUGACAUGUCUGUGGUUCAGCCAAGCAGCCAGCAACUAGCUCAAGCCAGUUCUCAGCCUGUGUCUCAGCCCAGUGGACCACAAGAUGUACAUGCCAGCUAUGUAUCUGUGGGUCAGCCCAGCAGCCAACAACUCCCUCAGACCAUUGACUUGUCAGUGUCCCAGGCCAGCAGCCAACAACCAGUGCAAGGCAGUGGUCAGUCUGUAGCCCAGGCCUCCAGCCAGCAAUUAGUGCAGGCCAGCCAAUCUGUUGCCCUGUCCAGUGGUCAACAACCAGCACUGGGCAGCAAUGUGCCUGUGUCACAGCCCAGUAGCCUUUUCAAGCCUCAAAAAGAUAGACUUCAGUUUGGCUCUAGUCUCCUUUCUGGUACCAGGCCACUCCAGAAACCAAGCUAUAGCUCUCUAGUUCAGUCCAGUAGCCGAAAACCAGCACAAGCCAGCUACCAGUUGGUAGCCCAGCUUUCUGCCGAACAACCAGCACAAGCCAGUUAUCAGUCUGUGGCCCAGCCUGCUGUCCAACAACCAGUACAGGCCAGCUACCCAUCAGUGGCUCAGCCUGCUGACCAGCAACCGUCACAAGCCAGCUACCCAUCUGUGGCUCAGCCACAGCCUGCUGUCCAACAACCAGCACAAGCCAGCUACCAAUCUGUGCCUCAGCCUGCUGUUCAACAACCAGUGCAAGCCAGCUACCAGUCAGUGGCCCAGGCUGCUGUCCAACAACCAGCACAAGCCAGCUACCAAUCUGUGCCUCAGCCUGCUGUCCAACAACCAGCACAAGCCAGCUACCAAUCUGUGCCUCAGCCUGCUGUUCAACAACCAGUGCAAGCCAGCUACCAGUCAGUGGCCCAGGCUGCUGUCCAACAGCCUGUGCAAGCCAGCUACCAAUCUGUGCCUCAGCCUGCUGUCCAACAACCAGCACAAGCCAGCUACCAAUCUGUGGCUGUGCCUCAGCCUGUUAUCCAACAACCAGCACAAGCCAGCUACCAGUCAGUGGCCCAGGCUGCUGUCCAACAACGUUUGCAAGCCAGCUACCAAUCUGUGCCUCAGCCUGCUGUCCAGCAACCAGCACAAGCCAGCUACCAAUCUGUGGCUCAGCCUCAGCCUGUUAUCCAACAACCAGCACAAGCCAGCUACCAGUCAGUGGCCCAGGCUGUUGUCCAACAACCAGCACAAGCCAGCUACCAAUCUGUGGCUCCGCCUCAGCCUGCUGUCCAACAACCAGCGCAAGCUAGCUACCAAUCUGUGGCUCCUCCUCAGCCUGCUGUCCAACAACCAGCGCAAGCCAGCUACCAGUCAGUGGCCCAGACUGCUGUCCAACAGCCAGCACAACUCGGCUACCAGUCUGUGGCCCAGCCUGCCAUCCAACAACCAGUGCAAGCCAGCUAUCAGUCUUUGGCCCAGCCCAGUGGCUUGCAAGCAGCACAUGCCAGCUCUCAGUCAGUGGCUCAGCCCAGUGUCUUAAAACCAGUGCAAGCCAGCUACCAGUCUGUGGCCCAAACUGUUAGGCCACAGGUUGCACAAGUCAGUAGCCAACAGUCACCACAAGCCAGCUACUCCUCUGUGGCUCAGCCAAGCGGCCUGCAAGCAGCACAAUCUAGCUAUCAGUCUGUAGUCCAGCACAGUGAACAAACCGUUUUCAAGCCAGUGCAGGCCCAAGUGGGACAACUUUAUCAAAUUGGCUCCAAACUUUAUACUUGCCAAGAGUAUGUAUCAGAGCCCAGUUACCAGCUUGUAGCCCAACCAGGACAGAUGGGGUAUCAGCCUCCAUCCAGACCAGUAUCUACAUCCUUCACUCAGCACCUCAAACCUGUUGUUCAACCUGGUUACCAGGCCGCAGUGAAGCCUGGGCACGACACCUUCCUGUCUGUGGUGUCACCCAGCAGCCAAGUCCCUCCUGGACCACUGCAAGCAACAUUCCAGUCCACUUUCAGACCUUCACAACUGCCUGAAAAGCCAAGCCACAAGCCCCCAGUCCUUCCAGGCCGACAGCCUUUUGCUAAGCCUGGACUCCCUAGUUAUGGUUCUGUAUCCCAGCCUAGUGGCCUGCAGUCUGGACCUUUGAGACAACUGCAACAGCCUGGCUACCAGCCUCUGGCCAAGCCAGAGCAAGGUGUGUAUCAGUCUCUAGUUAAGCCUGUGCAAUCCAGCUACAAACCUUCAAGCAAGCUAGAACCUUCCAGCUACCAGCCUCAAAUGUUACCUAGCCGCCAGUCACUAGCUCAGUCUGGCUUCUCUUCCCCAGCUAUGUCACCACAGUCAGGAUACCAGGCACAGUCAAGUUCUGAGAUGGUCUCUCAGUCUGGAUACCAAGUCUCUUCCAUGGCAGGGCAGUCCACUUCCCAGCCUCAAAUGCUGCCUAGCCACCAGUCACUACCUCAGUCUGGCUACUCUUCCCAAGCCAUGCCAGCGCAGUCCAGAUACCAGGCACCGUCAAGUUCUGAGACUGUGUCACAAUCAGGAUACCAAGUCUCAUCCAUGGCAGGGCAGCCCAGUUUCCAGCCUCAAAUGCUGCCUAGCCGCCAGUCAAUGGCUCAGUCUGGCUAUUCUUCCCCAGCCAUGUCAGCACAGUCCAGAUACCAGACACAGUCCGGUUCUGAGACCGUCUCUCAGUCCGGAUAUCAGAUCUCUUCUGCAGCAGCAGGGCAGUCCACUUCCCAGCCUCAAAUGUUACCUAGCCGCCAGUCACUACCUCAGUCUGGCUACUCUUCCCAAGCCAUGCCAGCGCAGUCCAGAUACCAGGCACCGUCAAGUUCUGAGACUGUGUCACAAUCAGGAUACCAAGUCUCAUCCAUGGCAGGGCAGCCCAGUUUCCAGCCUCAAAUGCUGCCUAGCCGCCAGUCAAUGGCUCAGUCUGGCUAUUCUUCCCCAGUCAUGUCAGCGCAGUCUAGAUACCAGGCACAGUCAAGUUCUGAGACCGUAUCGCAGCCUGGGUUCCAAACCUCUAUUCCUGGACCGUCAAGUUACCAAUCUGUAUCCAGAUCAACUUCACAAACCCUGGAGCAGCCCAGUAGUCUCUUUAUUUCAAACUAUGAGUCUGUGUCGCAGUCUGUGCAACCUGGACUUCAGGAUCCAGCACUGCUGAAUUAUCAGCCUGUCACAAACCAAAAUGCUCCUGGACCAGCUCGAGGUAGCCAACGUUCGGCCCAAAGCAGGUUCAGGCUGUUGCAACAAGUAAAAUCCUAGCUAUUUACUUGUGUUUGCAGUUAUCUGGUUUUGGCUAAUGCUUUGUUUUUUGAAAGCAUCAAUAAAAUGUCAUUAGCAAGUA